CCCAGACGAGUCCUUCUCUCUCUCUCUUUCUCUCACUCUCUCUCUCUCUCCGCUCUGCGAGAUGUUCUGGACCAAGGUCUUCGUCCUCUCUCUGCCGGCCGCCCUCCUCAUCCUCACCUUGUCCGGCGGGGCGGAGGGCGCGGCCGUCCGGGACGACGCCAAAGCCGAAGAGCCAAAAGGGGCGGCGCGGCGGAUCUUCAUGCCCGAGUCGGACGCCUCCAACUUCUUCAAACGCCGAGGACGCCGCUCCGUCCGCUACCAGGAGAUGCUGGCUGAGCAGAGGGUGAGGCAGUCCCAGGAUGAGAGGAGGAGGGAGUACAACGAGGAGCAGAGGGACGAGUAUGAGAACUACACCGAGGAGGCGCGUGACGAACAAAACGAGAGGAUGAGGGAGAAGAACGAGCAGGUGCGGGAGUUUCACUACGACGGCAUGUACCCUCGCUACUACUGGUACCACUGAGCGCGCUCCGUAGCGUGAUGGGCGGGGCCAACAACACCUGGCGGCCAAUGGCGGACGACCCCGCCGCCCAGAGGAAACUCGUUCAUCAUGUUUCCUCUGAUUCCUGAGAAAAAUUCAACUGUUUGUCUCUACCAUUUUAGUCUGAAAGCUUUUUGUAUAAAAUCUUAGUGCAAUAGUCUUUCCUCUCCAGGUCAAACUGAAAGGUGCAUUUUAAUAGUCAUUAAGUUUCUUUAAAUAUUUUUACUGUAACUACCUGUUCUCACCUGUACAUACAUACAAGCUACACAACCAUGUCUUCAUGGCCAGUCUGUUUAAACAGGGUCACUAUGAAGUGACAAUAUUUAGUGCUGAUAAAUAAAUCAAGCUUUUAUGUUCGCAAUACAUGUGUCAGGCAAUGGCUGCAUUUCCACAAGGGGGCAGUAGUGCUGCUUUUGUAAGGAAAAUAAAAACAACUUUAAAGGACCGCACCAGUGAUUUUAAAAGUUUGGCUCAUUUACUAAAAAUUCUCCACAUUUUCCAUGUCAACAAACUUUUUAUCAAAUCAUGUGAAAGUACUAAAGAUUUCACAACAUAGAAUUAAAAAUAUCUCCAUUUUCAAAUUUGAAUUUUUUUCAGUUUAAAG
Messenger RNA from Myripristis murdjan (pinecone soldierfish), 1082 nucleotides. RefSeq names its product upper zone of growth plate and cartilage matrix associated a (gene ucmaa). The transcript is spliced from 5 exons. Gene Ontology annotation, cellular component: extracellular matrix. The coding region runs from base 62 to 460 and encodes 132 amino acids. Gene Ontology annotation, biological process: embryonic skeletal system development; regulation of osteoblast differentiation. The record is from RefSeq and is a predicted model, not a curated record. Lineage: Eukaryota; Metazoa; Chordata; Actinopteri; Holocentriformes; Holocentridae.